AUGACAAAAAUUGACUAUUCUCUUUAUCUUGUAACGGCGCGAGAAUUUCUACCGCCUGGUAAAGACUAUUAUGAGUCCUUGGAGGAGAGUAUUCAAGGGGGUGUUACGGUCGUCCAAGUGCGAGAGAAGAAAUCGGAUACUGGAGAAUUUAUUGAGAUUGCCCGCCGAACGAAGCAAAUAUGCGACAAGUACAACGUACCGAUGUUCGUGAAUGAUCGAGUGGACGUGGCACUGGCAGUUGGCGCAACUGGCGUACAUAUCGGUCAGACUGAUAUGCCAGUUUCGACAGCUAGGAAGCUUCUAGAAUUGGCACAUUCAAAUUCGCCUUGUCUGAUUGGAGUAUCGGUUAGUAAUGUGGACGAGGCCAAGCGUGCUGUAUUAGACGGAGCUGAUUAUGUUGGAAUUGGGGCGGUCUGGGCCACCGCGACGAAGGAUCUCGUCAAGCCGGUACUGGGUGUUCGAGGUCUGGGAGAUAUGCUGGACAUAGUAGGAGACGCGGGGAUUCCGGCUGUGGCUAUCGGUGGCAUCAAGGUUCACAAUGCUCUCCAUACAUUACAUGGGGCAGUUGGUCCGAUUACAGGAACCGCUCUUUCCGGUCUUGCUAUUGCAACUGAAAUAAUCAGCGCACCGGAUGCCUCGAUACCUGCAAAAGCAUUGACGCAGAUCAUCAACUCUCGUUCCAGGCACUUCCAUUGGCCUGCUCUAUGUCUUCCCGCAAACACUUCUCCAUCGGCGGCCCUCCUGGCCGAAAAUGCCGGCUCGCUCUUGACAGCGUUGAGAGAGCAUUCUCCACUCAUACACCAGAUCACGAAUAAUGUGGUUAUAGCUCAGAGCGCAAAUGCUACUCUAGCGCUGGGUGCCAGCCCGAUUAUGGCCACUGCACCAGAAGAAAUGGAAGAUCUGAGCAAAGUAGCGGGCGGACUUCUUAUAAAUUUUGGGACAAUCACAAACAAGGCGGGUAUGCUGAUUGCGGGGAAAGCAGCUAACGCAAACAAGAAACCAGUUGUAUUUGACCCAGUCGGCGUCGGUGCGACCCAAUUCCGACGGGAAACUGCAAGUGAGCUUUUGAACUCAUGGCAAGCAAGUGUCAUCAAAGGUAAUGCCGGGGAGAUUGGGGCUCUCCUAGGAUCCUCAGAGGUUAUUGCAAGAGGGGUUGACAGUGUUGGUCCUGGAUUCUCUGACCCAGCAAACAUCGUUCGUGCUCUAGCCAAGCGAGAACGCUGCAUUGUCGUAAUGACCGGCAAGACCGAUUAUGUAUCUGAUGGUUACAGCGCUGUUGCCCUCUCGAAUGGACAUUCCAUGCUGGAGGAUAUAACUGGGAGCGGAUGUAUUGUAGGGACUGCGAUUGCGGCUUUCGCCGCUGCAUCUCGCCUCAUAGCAGCAGAGAACACUGAGGAUGAAGGCAAACUUGUUCGGGGAGACAUGUUCCAGGCUGCCGUAGCGGGGGUUCUUGCAAUAACGAUCGCAUCGGAAAUUGCAGCGGCUCGCCCGGACGUCAAGGGUACUGGAACGUUUAUGUCGGCACUUAUCGACGAAUUGUACAACUUGAAGCCGCAAAACAUUGCAGACCGUGCCAUGGUCGAAAUUUUGUAG
Rhizoctonia solani is the source of this 1593-nucleotide messenger RNA. RefSeq names its product Hydroxyethylthiazole kinase family domain-containing. The transcript is spliced from 13 exons. Bases 1 to 1593 code for a protein of 530 amino acids. Gene Ontology annotation, molecular function: magnesium ion binding; thiamine-phosphate diphosphorylase activity; ATP binding. The record is from RefSeq and is a predicted model, not a curated record. Gene Ontology annotation, biological process: thiamine biosynthetic process. Lineage: Eukaryota; Fungi; Basidiomycota; Agaricomycetes; Cantharellales; Ceratobasidiaceae. Gene Ontology annotation, cellular component: cytoplasm.